AUGGCUUCUCUCUAUGGCACAUCGCGCGUCGUGGGUGGCACAGAUGCCCAGCCAGGGGCCUGGCCCUGGAUCGUCAGCAUCCAGGAUCCCUGGGAAAUAGGCACGGGGCAUAUAUGCGGAGGGUCCCUCAUCAGCCCACAGUGGGUCCUCACAGCAGCCCACUGCUUCCUCGAGGCCUGGCACAUCACGAUGUGGCGCGUGGUGAUCGGGGCCACCCAGUUGACUCAGCUAGUGCGAAAUAUAAAGCGGCUACUGGCUCACGAAGAUUAUAGUAGGAUCGCGGAGAAGAACGACAUUGCGUUGCUGGAAUUGGACCAGCCUGUCCAGUGCAGCUACUACAUACAGCUUGCCUGUGUGCCCGACGCCUCGCUGAGGGUGUCAGAGCUGAAAAACUGCUACAUCAGUGGUUGGGGUUCCACGGCUGCAAGAUCUGGAGGAUCAAGUGAUGUCCUGCAGGAGGCCAGGGUCCGCCUCAUUGAUGUCAACCUCUGUAACAGCAGCCGGUGGUACAGAGGGGCCGUCCACACCCACAACUUGUGUGCUGGCUAUCCGCAGGGUGGCAUCGACACCUGCCAGGGUGACAGCGGUGGUCCUCUCGUGUGCAAAGAUAACAAUGCUGACUACUUCUGGCUUGUUGGAGUGACCAGCUGGGGGAAAGGCUGUGCGAGAGCACAACAGCCGGGAGUCUACACCUCC
Molecule: messenger RNA, 696 nt
Organism: Fulmarus glacialis (Northern fulmar)
Lineage: Eukaryota; Metazoa; Chordata; Aves; Procellariiformes; Procellariidae
Product: acrosin {ECO:0000303|PubMed:20561916}-like
Biological process (GO): proteolysis; acrosome reaction
Molecular function (GO): serine-type endopeptidase activity
Source: RefSeq, a predicted model, not a curated record